Octopus sinensis (East Asian common octopus) is the source of this 660-nucleotide messenger RNA. RefSeq names its product short-chain collagen C4-like. Bases 1 to 648 code for a protein of 215 amino acids. The transcript has 4 exons. Lineage: Eukaryota; Metazoa; Mollusca; Cephalopoda; Octopoda; Octopodidae. The record is from RefSeq and is a predicted model, not a curated record.
AUGUCAUGCAAAAUUGGAGGUGGGGUUUCUGUGAUUGUUGAACGCACCGAAAAGCUACCUGAUGACACACCAAAACCCGGUCUCGGAUCAUUGUAUACCCGGUGGGGCAGAACAACUUGUCCUCCUUAUUCAAAACUUGUAUAUGAAGGUGUGGCUGGUGGACAAUGGUUCGAUCAUACAGGUGGCGGAAGUAAUCUCUUAUGUCUACCUAACGACCCCAUUUGGGCCAAUUAUACUACAGGAGAAGAAAAAGGUGGUCACAUUUAUGGCAGUGAAUAUCAAUUAGAUUUAUACCCAACAAAUAAACUCUAUUCUUUUGCUAAUGCUAAAUCACUUCAUGAUCACAACGUUCCGUGCGCUGUCUGUUUGACACGACGACCUGCUGUUGUUAUGAUGUUACCAGCCAGGACAAAGUGUUACCCUGGUUGGACAGCUGAGUAUUCGGGAUAUUUGAUGUCCGGUUAUUUCGGGCAUAAGGGCAGACAUGAAUAUGUGUGUGUAGAUUAUGCACCAGAAGCUGAUCCAGCUGGUUACAGAGACGAAAAUGGAGCUUUAUUAUAUUUCGUUCAGGCUUCUUGUGGUUCAUUGCCAUGUCCACCGUAUGUCGAUGGUCAAGAAUUAACCUGCGUUGUGUGCAGUAAAUAUUGAAUAGAAAUUAAA